AUGGACCACAACACAGAGACCCCCCAUCGUGAUGAUAGGUAUCAUCUCACUGGUAUCAAGCUAGCCAUGGUCGUGAGCGCUGUUACUAUGGUUACCUUUCUUAUCUUCCUGGAUGUCUCGAUCAUUGUCACUGCCAUCCCCAAAACCACUGCCCAGUUUCACUCCCUUGAGGACUUGGGCUGGUAUGGCAGCUCUUACCAGAUUGCGGGAGCCUGUCUCCAACCUCUCACUGGUCAAAUCUAUCUCAAAUAUAACUCAAAGUGGACAUAUUUAGGCUUCUUCUUCGUCUUUGAACUCGGCUCUCUCCUUUGUGGAUUGGCCAGAUCGUCAAAGAUGCUGAUAAUUGCGAGAGCCGUUGCUGGACUAGGAUCCUCGGGUUUGGUCGUGGGCUCGUUGACCAUUGUCUCGGCGUCCGUGCCUCUUGCCAAAUCGCCGCCACUCAUUAGGAUUAUGAUGGGCCUAGCACAGCUCGGUACCGUUCUUGGUCCCCUUCUAGGAGGUGCAUUCACCCAAUAUAGCAGCUGGAGGUGGUGCUUUUAUGUAAAUCUUCCUAUCGGUGCAAUUAUUGCUUUGUUGAUGGCUUUCAUCCAUAUCCCUGAGGCAGUCGAUAAGCCCGAACGGGUCAGAGUCAGAACAGCAAACAAAUGGUUCCACGUCCUCCGAGCUCUUGGUACAGAAUCCAGUCCAUUCCGCAAGUUGGAUCUCAUAGGUUUUGGCCUUCUGGCUCCGGCCGCUAUUCAACUGCUUCUUGCUCUGUAUUACGGUGCACAUGGACACGGUUGGAAAAGCGCAACACCAAUUGGCUUGUUCAUCGGAGCAGGGAUGACAACUGUCCUUUUUCUGCUAUGGGAACAGCGCAAAGAGGACAAAGCUAUGAUUCCUCUAGCUAUGGUCCGCAAGCGUAUCAUUUGGUCCAGCUGUCUGACACAAUUUUCAUUGUUCGCCAUGACCCUAUCUGCAUCAUUCUAUCUGCCCGUCUAUUUCCAGGCGGUUAAUAAUGUCUCUCCUAUGAUGAGCGGCAUUUACUUGCUGCCAAUCAUCCUGUCUCAAUUGCUUUUUGCAGUCAUCUCCGGUGUUUGCGUUGGUAAACUAGGGUAUUACCUCCCAUGGGCCAUCUUUGCUCAAGUGGUCGGGUCCAUUGGCACUGGCCUGAUCUCAACAUUCGAUUCACGCAUAUCUAUGGACAAAUGGAUUGGCUACCAGAUCAUCGCUGGUACCGGCGAGGGAUGCGGGUUCCAAAUGCCUAUCAUAGCAAUCCAAAACACGCUCCCAAAAGAGGAAGUACCACUUGGAAUGUCAGUUAUGAUGUUUUUCCGUACCAUGUCCGGCGCAGUAGUCUUUUCCAUCUUCGAUGUUAUUUUCUCUAGCGGUCUUACCUCGCUGAUUCCCAAGGACGCACCUGGGGUCGACCCUCAACACAUCAUCGCCGCAGGUGCCACGGGCAUACGAAACGUGGUCUCCGCUCAAGACCUGCCUGGUCUCUUGACUGCUUAUGCUCUAAGCAUUGAUUAUGUCUUCUACCUCGCGGCGGCGCUUGGAGGGUUGGGUGUGUUCUUUGCUUCUGGGAUGGGUUGGAAAGAUAUUCGCCCCCCUACGGAAAAUGAUGAGUUGUCGCUGGAGAUCACCGCAGAGCAGCCUGCGCAGGAGAUGAAGACCAUGCGUACUUCUGAAACUUCCCAGUGCUGA
This is a messenger RNA of Penicillium soppii, 1686 nucleotides long. Its product is annotated as MDR family MFS transporter. Gene Ontology annotation, molecular function: transmembrane transporter activity. The transcript is spliced from 8 exons. The record is from RefSeq and is a predicted model, not a curated record. Lineage: Eukaryota; Fungi; Ascomycota; Eurotiomycetes; Eurotiales; Aspergillaceae. Gene Ontology annotation, biological process: transmembrane transport. The coding region runs from base 1 to 1686 and encodes 561 amino acids.